This is a messenger RNA of Corapipo altera (White-ruffed manakin), 1697 nucleotides long. RefSeq lists its product as uncharacterized. The coding region runs from base 394 to 1080 and encodes 228 amino acids. The transcript is spliced from 2 exons. Gene Ontology annotation, molecular function: structural molecule activity. Lineage: Eukaryota; Metazoa; Chordata; Aves; Passeriformes; Pipridae. The record is from RefSeq and is a predicted model, not a curated record.
AUGGGAGUUGUAGUCUCCUGGGUUCUCAGACAAUACUUGAUUGUCAUUGGUUAGAAGGUCAUGUGACAUGUUCAGGUGUGGUAUUUAAACCUAGGCAGUUUGAAUGAACGGUAAUUCUGCUCUGGCACUCGUUCAUCUCUGAGUGGGGUUCGUGCCUUGAACAACACCUCAAAUGGCCGUCCGAUAAGGGACUUCAGCAGGUUACCGGCAACCAGGAGCAGCAGCUCUGGGGAACCUGUCCGGGGGUGUCCAUAUCGCCAAAACCAAAAGGAAGAAAAGAAAGAAUUCAGCGCGCUGGGUUACCUCUGCAAAAAGGAACAGAAAAGGAAGAAAAAAGGACCAGAAGAAAGGACAACAGAGCUUCAGCACAGAGGUAACCAAUAAUUGGCGAAUAUGGGAGGGUGGUUUACCCGUCAGGAGGGAAUUACUCCAAAAAUCAAACAAACAGCUGAAGCUAUCUCUCGACUUUUACAAGAACAGAGCAUAACCAUAGAAGAAAGUAAGUUAUGGGACUUGUUAUAUUGGAUUUCGUUACAUGAACCUGCAUUACCUCUAACUGGACCUUAUCAAGUGUCAUCUUGGAGGAAAAUAGGGAACAAGAUUAUCGAAAAGGCCAGUGAAGGAAAAACAGAUGCCCUCAAGAAUUUAGCUACAUGGAAGGACAUUAUGAUAGCUUUAAAUAUGCACUACAGAAAGGCAAAUGCACCCGGGAGAGUGGACUCUCCCCUCCCUCACUCCUUUCCUCUCAACCCCCCCCCUUCAACCCCAGCCCCCCCACUGACUGAGUGGUGCGGGAGGGGGAUGCACGUUGGUCAAGGGCCCACCCAGGCUUGGGGGGUGACAGUGCGGGCAUGGCAGCAGGGGAGGAUGCUGGCUUCAUGGCAGCGCCCAUGGCUGCAGCUGAGACCGUGCCGUACAGAGCAGCGAGCGGUGCUGCUGGAGCCGGGGGCAGUUAUAGAGCAGCGCCUACCCCUGGACCGUUACAGGGCGACCGUUACACGGCGGUUGCACAGUCAACGUGCUGAAGGAGAGUGGCAGCAGAGACACCGCCAUGUUGCCCCUGCUGUGCGGCAGAAGUGAAGCAACCACCCCCAGGUUCAGGCAUUUCGCCAGGAAGGGGGGAGGAAGACUAUGAUGGACAAAUGGACAGCGAGUCUAUAGAGAACACAGAAGGAGAAACAACUUCAGGAUUGGGCAGGGGUCCCUCCAUAGGUUUAUGGGAUACAUGCAGAGAGGAAGCAUCUCGGGUGGGUGACUGGAAAGUAGUAAAUGCAUGCCCUGUUAUACAUCGGCCCCGGCAAGGCCCCCAGUACCAAGCUUUAUCAUAUGAGGUGAUUAAGGAUUUAAGGCAGAUAAUUAAAGAGAGUGGUGUCUCCUCACCCCACAUGUUUUCCUACCUAGAAACCCUAAGUAGCACACACAUGUUUGCACCCCAUGACUGGAAGGCACUACUAAAAAUGGUACUAACCACUACACAAUUUAGUGUAUGGCUCACAGACUUUAGAGAAAGCUGUAAGGUUUAUAUUAAUGACCAAACUAAUGCUCAAACGAGAAUGACUUAUGCUCAAUUAGUCGGGGAGGGGGCACAUUCAAAGCCCGAGUCCCAAAUAGACUACCCCCGAGAGAUAUACGAAGUAAUCGCAAAACUUGUAUUGAGAACAGUGCGAAAGCUUCCAUGCAUAGACAAAGAUUCUAAA